Messenger RNA from Uranotaenia lowii, 1258 nucleotides. RefSeq lists its product as uncharacterized. NCBI's taxonomy places the organism in Eukaryota, Metazoa, Arthropoda, Insecta, Diptera, Culicidae. Gene Ontology annotation, biological process: intraciliary retrograde transport. The record is from RefSeq and is a predicted model, not a curated record. Gene Ontology annotation, cellular component: intraciliary transport particle A; cilium. The coding region runs from base 170 to 655 and encodes 161 amino acids. The transcript has 4 exons.
UAUAAUGAAGGGAGAUAAAAAUGUCCAAGGGGGGUACGUUGAUGUCCGUAGCUUUAGCAACGCAAAAUAAUAAUAACAAAUCUGGAAUUAGAUUUGGUAUUUUCAGUAUAAAUAGCUCAGUUUUCAUGAAAAGAUCCCUUUACGUUCUGAAGUAUAAGAAUAUAAAUUGAUGAAAAUGAGUGUUUCGAAUUUCAAUUCACCAACGAAACAAGUUAAAACCGAUAGCUGGAUGGAGGAUGUUUUAAGAACUAACGGCUCUGGCAAAAAUUCACGGAAUUAUUCAAAUUCAUUGGAAAUGGAACGUUUCGGAAAUUUGUCUUUGGAUGAAGGCAACUACACCGACAUAAAUCAAGUUGAUGAAAUUCCAAUGCUCCCGGAUGUUGACGAACUACCGGAAAGUCUUUUGUACAACGAAUCACCGAACCUGCCUUCUGUAACAACCUACAGACAGUUGAGCUCGGAUAUUUUUCCUCCAGGCAAAUCAGCACUGGGUAGUCUGGAUGAAAUAGACAUAACAAUUCUCACAGAAUGUUUGGAAAAUGAAGUUAACAUCGAAGAACCGGAUGAACCGUUGAUAUGGGAUAAGCUAUUUUCCCAAAUAUCAGCAAAAAUUACUAGCGAAACAAAAAAACCUUCAGUGGAAUUUAGAAACUAAAUGAUUUUAUUCAUUUCAAACUUCUUAGUUAUUGAUAUUACUAUUAUCGAUUAUGUAUAAUGUUUCUUCAUCGAGCUUCUGCAAACUUUCUGGUAGCAGCAUAUCUUCCUCUGCAUAUGGCAGAAUAUCACAAAUGAGUGACGAUUCAACAUUCAAGAUGUAUUCGCAAGGUUUUGGUUCUAGCAAAUACAAUGCAAUAGCAUUAGAGCUGAUUGAGUGCUCGGUGCACUUCAGUUUGACUUCGACCUGUCGCGGUGUUUGGGUUUUGUCACACUCAUCUCCACCACCGUAAAAGUUACUCAAUUGAUUACGUUUUGUUUUGAUGGAUGGAUUCUGCUCUAGCCACUCCAGAUGCUUUUCCUUGUCGAAGAACCCUAGAAAAAUGGAGGUGUCUUCGUGGAAUUGACGUACGUGUUUUCCGAAACACAGUUCGAAUUUCCACCAGCCGGAACCCUAGUUAUUAAUAAAUAUGAUAUGAAAUAAAUACCUAGUUCUCAAAUAAAACAGUUAAUUUGUAGUAACUAGUGACUAAGUAUGGAAAAAAAUAAACUCAAUAACUAAUACGUACCCCAGUUAAACAAUAGCCUCCGUCUAGAAAUUCCA